AUGGCGCAAGGUCCCUCAUGCGCAUCGGAGCUCCAGUAUUAUCAAGCUUUGUAUCAUGCUAAUGCUGGUUUUGCGAUAGGGACUUAUCGCCUCAAAGAUGACCUGCACCUCGCAACCCCUCCUCCACAUCCUUCGGAGGCCCCCGUCGUCAAUCCGAACCCUCUUGCAACUGUUCCAACACCCCCAACAUCCGGCGUCAAGCUGUCGCUUGUUAGUGUUGGCCAACGAAACAAGAUCCCUGUGUUUACCUCGAAUGUGAAGGUGACGGCGCCGCCAUUCGCAGAUGGCAACCCUGCUUUAGUGCCCGUUCCUACGAAGGAUGGCUUAAAGAGACGGAAGCCCAAGAACAACAUCAUAAAGAGCAGUUCGUCAUUUGUCUCACGGGUCAUCACCCAUGAGGCUUCUUCCAAACGACUCAACGAUCGGAACCCUGAUGGCCUGUUCGCCUUCGCUAAUAUCAAUCGGGCAUUCCAAUGGUUGGAUCUUAGCUCAAAGAAUAAAGAGGAACCACUGGCGAAAAUCCUCUUCACCAAAGCGCAUAUGUUGACGCAUGAUAUCAAUGAGCUAACGAAAAGUUCUUCUCAUAUCGACAUUGUUAUGGGCUCGUCGGCUGGCGACAUAAUUUGGUACGAGCCUAUCUCCCAGAAGUAUGCACGAAUCAACAAGAAUGGAGUUGUCAGCAAUUCUCCAGUGACUCACAUAAGAUGGAUUCCCGGAUCAGAGAACAUGUUCAUGGCUGCGCAUGCGAAUGGACAAUUGGUCGUAUAUGAUAAGGAGAAGGAAGAUGCGCUUUUCACUCCUGAACUUAGCAAUCAUUCGGCAGAGGCGAUGAAAGCAUCUAGUCGACUACCGUUACAGGUACUGAAAUCCGUAAACUCCAGAAACCAGAAGACGAAUCCCGUUGCGUUGUGGAAACUUGCCAAUCAGAAAAUCUCUCAGUUUGCCUUCUCGCCCGAUCAAAGGCAUCUGGCUGUGGUUCUAGAGGAUGGAUCGCUACGCGUGAUGGACUAUCUCAAGGAAGAUUACUAUGGAGGCUUGAUAUGCGUUUGCUGGUCACCUGACGGCAAAUACAUUGUGACAGGUGGCCAAGAUGAUCUGGUUACCAUAUGGUCAUUUCCGGAGCGCAAGAUCGUCGCACGAUGUCAAGGACACAAUUCCUGGGUCUCUACCGUUGCAUUCGACCCAUGGCGUUGUGACGAGAGGACAUACCGGUUUGGGAGUGUUGGGGAUGAUUGCAGGCUGCUACUGUGGGAUUUCAGUGUAGGCAUGCUGCAUCGCCCUAGAGCUCAUCAAGCUAGUGCUCGGCAGCGAACCAGUAUGAUUGCAAGCAAUACACAGCAUUUCAGCCGCCACAGAGCCGACAGUGCAAGCAACCGGAUGAGGUCGGAUUCUCAACGAACUGCAGACACUUAUAAUGAAUAUGACUCUGCAGUCCGUCAUCCGGUAGAACCUAGGGCUCGGACAGCCCUAUUACCACCUAUAAUGUCAAAAAUCGUCGGGGAUGACCCUAUUUGUUGGUUGGGCUUCCAAGAAGACUCGAUCAUGACUUCUUCUCUUGAAGCAGCUGACACAGCAGAAGGUCACAUUCGUACCUGGGAUCGCCCUCGAGAAGGUAUCAAUGAUAGUUACAACGGUAACACCUCGUCGCCCGCGAUCAGCACCAGUGCCGCCGGGUCAGGCAUAGCAGACUCGGUCAUGGGCUCAUUUUGCGAAGGUCAAUACAUUAAGGAAGAAUGGACGGUUAACCUCCUAUGUGACAGCCGACGUCUCAGCAAGAAGUGCUACUAUCAUCCAGCUCCUAUGACAAAGCUGAGCAAAGUCUCUGCAGGCGAGCCCGAUGUGGCUCCUCGUACAAGAAUCAACCAAGAGAUCGAUCAUUCCCUUACCAGUGCCCUCACCGAGGUAUCCACAUUAAACUGUACCUACCUAGGGUCAACGAGCUUCUUGUCAGUUUUUCGUGAAACACAACCAGGCUUGUCUCCAAAUCCCAUACCGCAUGCAGUCCUACAAGGGCGAUGGAGCCAUGAGCAUACGUUCCUGGCAUCGCGCCUGGCUUGGCUACUGUCUGCCUUUCAGCUCUACGAAGAAUUGAUUAUAGGUCACUAUGAGCGGACCCCGACUGCUAUCAUCCCAUUGCAACUCAUCCUACAGCCUCUUAAAAUGGCCAGGACUUAUUUGGAAACAAACGGCUGGGCCAGGCCAUUUCCUACUUUGCGUAGUUCCUCAAGCCCAUGGGACUUUUACACUAUGUUCACCGGUGCAAACUUGAGAUGGGAAUUCAUCGGCAUCAUAUUUGCCUUCGCAGGAUUAGGUGCAUUAAGUGGCGAAGGGAAUCUGUUCAAGAUCAAUGGUCAAGGGUCGAUGUCCGCCAAUGUCUUUGCAGAAGAAAUGACUGCAGCUAGUGCCAUAUGCAUCGAUAUAUGCAAGCAACUUGAUAAAGUCAAUGAUUUGAUGAUAUGGUUAUAUCUAACACAUGGCGCGCUCGCCGCUGACUUUUUCGGAGAAACAAGCCAUCGAAACUAUGAGCUGCUUGGAGAUCUGGUGUCUCAUAUUUAUGCACUGGGUCUACAUCGCUUUCAGUCAUCCGAAAAUGACGUUCCUUUCUUCAUCUCUGAGACUCGAAAGAGGCUUUUCGUUACUUCAUACCUUUUAGAACUAUCACUAGGACGAAGAACGCCAGAUUUCACCGAGAAGCUCCGAACGACCUACGAGCAGUGCCUACAAAUGUGGGCACAAAUCCCCCAAGAAUACCACUAUAGUGCAGACUCCUGGGAGGUGCUAAGCCCCCAAUCAUGUGUCUCACUUAUACUCGCACAUUUCGAAUACCUGUAUACUGUGUUUCAAGUGGAGCGGAUCCGCAGCCGCGAAAACCAGGACGAUACGAAGGAUCUCCUUGACACAUCAAUGAAGGUAAUUUCUGCGGUAAACGAUCUUAUGAAACACCGCGAGCAGACAGGCAAUAAUAUCCUUAAGCGUUUCUUCUGCAUCCUUCUUUUCAAUGCUCUUGCACCUGCAGGUGUCCUUGCUACAGAAAUACAUCGGUGCACUAUCGCAGAAACCCCAGUACCCUGCUCUUCAUCCCGCUCCGAGAUCAUCCGUAAACUAAGCGUCUUCGUCUCGUGGCUUGGUAGUGCUGAUCCUUCCAUAAGCCACACAAACCGAACCUGCGUGGAUAUCAACAAAGCCAUAACAAAAUUGCUAGAUGAUACUUUAAACUAUCAGCCUUCGCGCCGAUCUGCAAAGCAAAUGCCAGACCCUAUUCAGGGCCAUGGACUAUUUGGAGAAAGUUCUUCUGGCUCUGUGAUGCCCUUGCCGAGUAUUGAGGAUUUACCAGACCUGGCGACUUUUGGCACUAGCGCUGACUUCCUCAGCUGGUUGGAUGACCUAGGAUUUGAAAAUACUCUACCAGAGCUUCUGUUUUAA
This is a messenger RNA of Aspergillus pseudonomiae, 3423 nucleotides long. RefSeq lists its product as uncharacterized. Gene Ontology annotation, biological process: carbon catabolite repression of transcription. Gene Ontology annotation, molecular function: protein binding. The record is from RefSeq and is a predicted model, not a curated record. NCBI's taxonomy places the organism in Eukaryota, Fungi, Ascomycota, Eurotiomycetes, Eurotiales, Aspergillaceae. The transcript is spliced from 13 exons. The coding region runs from base 1 to 3423 and encodes 1140 amino acids. Gene Ontology annotation, cellular component: cell division site; cell tip; nucleus.